AUGGACGAGUUCACAGCACUCUUGUCAUCCAUUGUUAUUUCAGAAAUUAUUCAAAAUCUGAUUGUAAAAGAUAGUUCACCUGCCAUACAUGAGGCAAUUGAUAGACUGUUCAUGGACAUAGAAAAUAUCAACAGGGAAUCUAUGGCUGAAAUACAGGAUGCUCAGGUUGAAGAAAUGGCAGUAAACCUGUGGAACUGGGCAGUUACCAAGAGAGUCGGUUUGGUUAUAAGUAAAGAGCAGAAAGCUAAAUUACGGCAUGUUGCUUGCAAGUUGCUGUGUAUGUGUGAAAGCUCAGCUGCUUCAGAAGAAGCUAUUCACAGACGGAUUUUGAUGACUAUGAAAGCAGGAAAAGGGUGGGUGGAUGUUGGAAAUGCUGUGAUCGCUGAUGAAUUUUUUCAAGCUGCUGUGGCUGGGUUGGAGCAAUUAUAUGCCAAAUUAAUGCAGAGCAGCUUCACUGAGACCCAAGUGACUAUGCAGAAGUUGGCUGUGGAGAGGAAUCUUUUCAAAGUGCUUUCUUACCAAGCAGAGUCAGCAAUUGCUCAAGAUGAUUUUCAAAGAGCAUCUACUUGUGUAAUGCGCUGCAAAGAUAUGUUAAUGAGGCUCCCUAAAAUGACUGAAUAUCUUCUUAUUCUCUGUUACAACUUUGGAGUAGAAACCCACAUGCUGAAUAAAUACGAAGAAAGUUGUUACUGGCUUAGCCAAAGCUUUGAUAUUGGGAAGAUGGAUAAGAAUUCUGUUGAGCCAGAAAUGCUGGCUAAAAUUCUACGGCUUCUAGCCACUGUUUAUUUGGAUUGGGAUGACAGAGAAUAUUAUGAUAAAGCUCUCAGUGCUAUAAACCUAGCAAACAAGGAACAUUUAAACCCAGCCGGGCUUUUCUUGAAGAUAAAAAUCCUCUUGAAGGGCGAAACAGCUAAUGAAGAACUCCUUGAAGCUUGCAUAGAAAUACUACACCUUGACAUGUCUUUAGACAUCUGUCUGAGCAUCACUAACCUGCUGAUGGAUAAUGAAAGAGAAUUUGUUGGAUUUCAUUUCCUGAAGAUUAUCUGUGAACAUUUUAAGUCAUCAGAAAAUAUUGGAAAAGCUUUAUUGCUCCACAUUGACAUACUUUUACAAAGGAAGGAAGAACUGCUUGCCAAGGAAAAGAUUGAAGAAAUCAUUGUAGGUCAGCAAACAGGAAGACCACUGCCAAAAGGAUUAGUAGGCUAUUUACACAGCAUUCUGUGGAAAAAAGCUUACAGAAGUUUUCAGAUGCACAAUUACGAUGAUGCCCUACACUGGUAUUGUUAUUCUCUGAGAAUUUAUGAAUCUGAUCAAAUGGAUAUGGAAUUCCCCAAGCUGAAGAGGAACAUGGCUUCCUGUUAUCUGCAUUUGAAACAACUUGAUAAGGCUAAAGAAGCAGUGGCAGAAGCUGAACAUCUUGAUCCUGGAAAUAUUUUCACUCAAUUUUAUCUAUUCAAGAUUGCAGUCAUAGAAGGCAAUUCUGACGGAGCUCUGAAAGCAAUUACCACUUUAGAAAAUUUAUUAACAACUGAAGCAUUAGAAGGGAAUGACCCAUUUGCAGAUACAAGUUCACCUGUCAAGAUUUUCAGUCUAGCUGCCCAGUUUGCUCUAGAGAAUGGACAACAAAUUGUGGGAGAAAAAGCUUUAGAAUAUUUAGCUCAAUAUUCAGAAGACCCAGAACAAAUCUUUACAGCUUUAAAGUGUUUGUUUCGUCUUCUUGUUCCAAAAGUUUCUGAAAUGCCAGAAUCUGAAAACAAAAAGAAAGAAAUGGAUAGACUUUUGACUUGCUUGAAUACAGCCCUCCUGAAAUUUCCUCAAUUUUUUGUUGGAGAAGACUCGACUUCAGACUCAAGGAUUAAUGAAGCUCACUGGUUUAGGAAAAUAGCUUGGAACCUAAUUUUAAAAUGCAGCAAAUUCUCACUAUUCAUUAAUGUUCUGGUUAUUUCUUAUCAGCUGUCCCAGUUUUGUCCUUCUGAUCAAGUAAUUCUGAUUGCACAGAAAACAUGUUUACUGAUGGCAGCUUCAGUUGAUCUAGAGCAAGGGAGAAAAGCUUCAACAGCUUUUGAACAGACCAGAUUUCUGAAUCGUGCACUUGAGCAGACCCAUAAAUGCAGAGACGUCUGGAAUCUCCUGAAAGAAACAGGGGAUUUCUCCAAUGAUCCAUGUGAGACAUUGCUUCUGCUAUAUGAGUUUGAAGUUAAAGCCAAAAUGAAUGACCCAUUACUGGACAGCUUCCUGGAAUCAGUGUGGGAACUGCCUCAUUUAGAAAGUAAAACAUUAGAAAUAAUUGCAAUUUUAGCAAUGGAAAUGCCUGCAUACUAUCCUUCCAUUGCUCUAAAGGCCUUGAAAAGGGCUUUAUUGCUCCACAAAAGGAAAGAAUCAUUUGAUGUUUUCAAAUACAGCAACUGUCUGCACAACUUGAUUAACCUCUUAGUGCCAGGUGGAGUGCCAAAUGCAGAACUCUGUUCCCUGGAAGAAGUUUGGGACUAUUUUGAAGAUGCGUUGAGCCACACUGUAAGUCAAACAGAAGGCUACCCAGAAAUGGAGAUUCUCUGGCUAAUGAUGAUGUCCUGGAAUGUUGGAAUAUAUAUGUAUGGCAGGAGAAAGUAUGUAUCUGCUGAAAAAUGGUGUGGCCUGUCAUUGCGUUUUCUUGACCACCUUGGCUCCCUCAAGAGAACCUAUGAAACUCAGGUAAAUAUCCUGUAUAGUGAGCUGGUGGAAGCAUUACAUAAAAACAAGGGCUCAAUUUUUCAUGAAGAGUGA
Messenger RNA from Myotis lucifugus (little brown bat), 2763 nucleotides. RefSeq names its product testis expressed 11 (gene TEX11). Gene Ontology annotation, cellular component: central element. The record is from RefSeq and is a predicted model, not a curated record. Gene Ontology annotation, biological process: synaptonemal complex assembly; meiotic cell cycle; male meiosis chromosome segregation. Gene Ontology annotation, molecular function: protein binding. NCBI's taxonomy places the organism in Eukaryota, Metazoa, Chordata, Mammalia, Chiroptera, Vespertilionidae.